UAAACAUGGGACAAGUGGUGGUGAUUUUCUUAUCUCUGCUUGUGAUGUCGUGUUCAACCAAUCAACAAUAUCAGGAUAUAUUUUUAAAACCUCGACUAUCCACAAUAAAUAUGAAUGUCGAAGCUGAAUUAACAUGUCUCGACAACCAUCCGACUCUCGCAAACUAUUUCUCAUGGGCUGAUUACGUUGUCCUGGGGGCAAUGCUUAUCAUUUCCUGCCUAAUCGGGACAUUUUACGCUUGUUUCUCGAAAAAGCAACAGACGAGCGAAGACUUUUUACUGGGUGGAUCGGACAUGGGCACUUUUCCUAUGGCCAUGUCGCUCGCUGCUAGUUUUAUCACUGCUAUCGAAUUACUGGGUAAUCCAGCCGAAAUGUAUGAAUAUGGCACGCAAUUUUGGAUGAUUUGUCUGGCAUUCGUGUUAGUAGUGCCAAUAACCUCGCAGCUCUACCUUCCAGUAUACAUGAAGCUGAGAUUGACGUCAAGUUAUGAGUAUCUUAAUCUCCGCUUUAAUCGACACUGCAGACUUUUGGCCAGUGGACUCUACAUGCUGCAAAUGAUCCUUUAUACAUCCGUGGCUGUUUAUGCACCAGCACUGGCUCUAAGUCAUGUUACUGGCCUUAAUACUUAUGUAGCUGUAACUCUAGUCUAUGUUGUUUGUAUAUUUUACGCUUCACAGGGAGGUAUGAAAGCCGUAAUAAUGACGGAUACGUUCCAAGCGGCCGUACUUGUGGGCUCACUCCUACUCAUAGUAAUUUGGGGUGCCGUGAAAUCGGGUGGCAUGCCGAUCGUCUGGAACGACAGUCGUAACACCGGCCGUUUCGAGUUCUUCAAUAUGGACGCGAACCCAACGGUGAGGCACACCUUCUGGAGUGUCGUCGUUGGUGGGACAUUUUACUGGACGACGAUGUUUUGUAGUAAUCAAGCGUCUGUUCAAAAGUACCUGAGCGUCGAGAGCAUUAGUCAAGUUAGGAAAGCAUUGUGGGUAUCUUCCGUCGGCUUGAUCUUGAUCUACACAAUAAACUUUUUGACUGGGAUGGUACUGUACAAUGCCUAUAAAGAUUGCGAUCCUGUCCGGGCUGGGCAAAUCACAGACCAGGAUCAAUUGCUGCCACUUUACGUAAUGAAUUUCAUGGGCAAUGCCAAAGGCGUUCCUGGAUUCUUUGUGGCUGGAAUUUUCGCCGCUUCGCUUGGAACCGUGGCAAGCGCCAUGAAUUCCCUUGCUGCUAUAACGUGCGAGGACGUACUCCAGGGUCUAUUAAAAAUCGAUGUUCCUGCGAGUAAAGGAGCCGUAUAUGCUAAAUGGAUAAGCAUCUUUUUCGGCAUGUUGAGCUUUGCUCUAGUGUUCGUCGUCGAGCGUCUCGGCAGUAUUCUUCAGGUAGCUCUUUCAUUCAACGGAAUGGUGGGUGGCGUUACACUGGGCCUAUUUUCACUUGGAAUGUUCGUCCCCUGGGCAAAUGCGAAAGGAGCAAUGAGCGGCGCAAUCGUGAGCCUCAUUUUCGUCCUGUGGGUUGGACUUGGCGCCCAGAUUUCUGUCCUCCGUGGACAAAUACAUUUGGACAGUAAGCCAACAUCCAUAGACAAUUGUCUCUGCCUCAACGAGACCAUCGCCACAAUCGUCUUAUCGGCUCAAUCCGAUGAGCAGGGCGAAGCUUGGUUUAUUUACAAGAUAAGUUAUUUAUGGUACAGUGCAAUUGGUUGUGUGGGAACGAUGUUCAUCGGUAUCCUGGUGAGUUAUGCCACGAAUUUUCAAAACCCCGCGGAGCUCGAUCCUGAUCUUCUUAGUCCACCAGUACGCAGAUUUUUCAGCUCGACGAAAACGAAGUCACAGUCGGGCCACGCCCUGGGUAUAAUAAAUUUUGCUCUCGAAAUAGAUGACGAGAAGUCAAAAAUUGAGACCAACGGUAGCGCCGACAAGCCAAAGUGAUUCUUGUCUAAGCUUUUUGAGAAUUGAUGACUGAUAUGAUCGCAUUCGAGGGAAAUAUUCAUUAAAUUUAACUCAUUUCUAACAAGUCAUUUUCAUUACUGGCAAUUCAAGUUCAUCUACAGAAAUCCAAGAAAUUCUAUUUUAUGACACAGUCGUCAGGUCCUACCCUAUGAAAUAUUCAUAUACACAAUAAUUUCUAGUAUAACUUAUUCGUUGUAAUUAAUAUGUACAUUCGUUUCGCACUUAAAUAAGCUGUAAGUUUUCGUUAUUCACAAAAGAAAACAAACAUUUGACUACAUUGUAAUUACGAUUUUAGUAAUAUUC
This is a messenger RNA of Ceratosolen solmsi marchali, 2249 nucleotides long. Its product is annotated as sodium-coupled monocarboxylate transporter 1. The record is from RefSeq and is a predicted model, not a curated record. Gene Ontology annotation, cellular component: membrane. Gene Ontology annotation, biological process: sodium ion transport; transmembrane transport. Bases 6 to 1925 code for a protein of 639 amino acids. Gene Ontology annotation, molecular function: symporter activity. The transcript has 9 exons. NCBI's taxonomy places the organism in Eukaryota, Metazoa, Arthropoda, Insecta, Hymenoptera, Agaonidae.